GGGGAUAUAAGACAGGAUAUGAAGGGGUCCCGUCCUUAGUUUAUUACAAAGUAUCAGUACAACUCGUUGCCCAGAGUCUCAAUUCGUAUUCGCUUUCCUCGAGUCCUUCUGCCGCAUCGGUCCUAUUUGCAAACUAAUCGACGUCGCGGUCAUUUAUUUCCUGUGGACCUUCAAAGUGUUGCUGGUGUUCAAGUUAUAAGUCUCUUUUUACGUAAGGACGAGAAAGUGAGGAGUGUCGUGUUUCUCGGGAAGGGCAGGAUGGCCUUCGUGAGGAUAGCUUCUACCCUACUUCUGGGACUCUGGUUCGUCUUGGUAUCAUGCGAAAAUCAGAACGUGACGGAAAUCAAUAGCGGGCUUAAUGAGCCCGAUUUCCCCACUCCCGAAUAUGUUCUACCAUGCAGCAGAAAAGAUCCAAAGAUCGAGUCGUGUUUUCUUAACACGCUCGCCCAUAUUCAACCAUAUUUAGUGAAAGGUAUCCCGGAAUUGGAGGUGCCUCCCAUAGAGCCACUAGUAAUUCCCGAGCUGAAAAUGGAGAAUGGUCAAGGUCCGGUGCGUGUUAGAGCCAUUUUCACCAACAUCACCGCGAUAGGACCAGGAGACUACACUGUCACCAAAGUACGAGUAAAUCUAUCAACAUAUAGAUUUGAUCUACAUCUAUCUUUGCCAAAAAUCGAGAUUCAUGGUAACUACGACAUUAAUGGGAAUGUACUUCUCUUCCCCAUACAAAGUCACGGCGAUUUUUGGGCAUUGUUCGGUGACGUGAAGGCAAUCGCUCGCAUACAAGGUGUCGAGGAAAUAAGGGACGGUGUUCGUUACAUGAACAUCUCUCGAUUGCUAGUCGACUUCAGUCUCGGUCGAGCCAGAUUUCGCAUAAACGAUCACCUGAAUGGCAACAACGUGAUCGGCCAGGCGAUGAAUCAAUUCCUGAAUCAGAACAUCAAAGAGAUAAUCGAGGAAAUGAAACCGGCGGCCAGUUCAAGUAUCGCAAAGUAUUUCAAGGAUUUCUUGAACACCGUUUCCACCAAAAUGCCCCUGAAAGUUUGGAUGCACGACACGUAAUAGUUCCCAAUUUCGUACAAAGUUCAUACGCAAUAUCCAUGAUUACUGCAUUACUUCACAGCCAGCUUACAUUUCAUGAUUACGAAAAGGCAUCGUAAAAUUAAUGAUAGAAUUAAGUGUUUUACGAGCAGAUUCGAAAUCUGCUUGCGAAAUUUCGAGCUCUCUACGAUUACUUCGAAAGAUAAAAAUAGAAUUUUCAAGUAGACUCAAACCUGAACAAAGUGGGCUCGAACUUUCUUUAAUUGCCUCAAGAAACAAAAAUAUUAUUUCCAAAUAAAAUCAUGUCUAUCAGGAAACAGGUUGAUUUAUACAUAAUCCAUCAUGUAAAACUGAUGUUUCCUGAUAGGGUAGACAUGAUUUUAUUUGGAAAUAAUAUUUUUGUUUCUUGAGGCAAUUAAAGAAAGUUCGAGCCCACUUUGUUCAGGUUUGAGUCUACUUGAAAAUUCUAUUUUUAUCUUUCGAAGUAAUCGUAGAGAGCUCGAAAUUUCGCAAGCAGAUUUCGAAUCUGCUCGUAAAAGAAGAAAUAAUAUUUUGUACAUUGUCUUGCAAAGUAAUCGAUACGAUACAAAAAUUUAAACUUAUUUAUUCUACCCUAUCAGCAGACAAUGUUUUUACAUUUUUUAAAAAUAAUUAUUCUUUAUUAUAACGUUUUUUUAAAUAUUUAAGAAACAUUAUAAUUAAAUAUUUAAAAAAUACUGUUUCCUGAUAGAGUAGACAUGAUUUUAUUUGGAAAUAAUAUUUUUAUUUUUCGAGGCAAUUAAAGAAAGUUCGAACCCACUUCGUUCAGGUUCGAGUCUACUUGAUCCCAUUACUAAUUGUAAUCUCUAUUAUAAUAAUACAUAAUAAAUAUUGCAUAUGUCACCCUUCAAUAAAAUUUAUAAUGUACAAGAGAUAUCUAUAAGCAAUGUUGAUUUAUACAUAAUCCAUCAUGUAAAACUGAUGUUUUCAACGCAAUUCACAUAUAUUUUAAAUUAAUUCUUAGUACACAUCUUUGGAUAUUAGUAUCUUGUGCAUCUUUUAUUUUAAUAAUCUUAUCAACAAUAAUCAGUUAUAAUAUUUAUAAACAAUUUUUUAAGAAAUACAUAAUCAUACUUUCUAGAAAUAUUGCAGUAUAUAUAUGUAAAUGCCACUUAAUAAUUUUUUUACUUGUAACAAUGAUAAAAAUUAACGACAAACACAAACGAUCCAUGUUUAAUAAAAAAUGUCAGGAAAAAAAGUACUAACAAUAAGUAUCAAAAUAAACAAUUAUUACAAAUUUAUUACGCCGAUUUGAAAGUACCGAACUUGAUGAUCGACAGUGUAAGCGGUCGCAACUUUGUUUUAUUUUUGAAAUUGUUAAAUAUAAUUGUUAAAUUUUGUCAUUAACUAAAAAAAUAACACUCAAUUCACGAACAUUUAUAUUAUGGUGAUAUUAAGUGUUUGAUAUUUUUUUUAUUAGAUCAUUACAUUGCGAUUUAUCAUGUAUCGUUAUUAUAAAAUUGUAUAAAAUAAAUAUACUUAGGAAGUAUUAAUAAUUACUUCCCAUUUACUUCACAUUUGAAUUACUCUUCAAUAAAUUAAGUAAUUAUGUCUACCUCAAAAAGAAUUUUAGCCGUAAUUACAGCAUUUUUAUCGUUAGGAAAAAAUUAUUCCAAAAUAAUGAAAAAAUGUGACACUAAAUUAAUUUUUAUUGUAAAGAAAGUCGAUACAAUUAAAAAUAAAAAGUUUCUUAAAAUCCUAA
Molecule: messenger RNA, 2779 nt
Organism: Solenopsis invicta (red fire ant)
Lineage: Eukaryota; Metazoa; Arthropoda; Insecta; Hymenoptera; Formicidae
Exons: 5
Coding region: 259-1059 (266 amino acids)
Source: RefSeq, a predicted model, not a curated record